Molecule: messenger RNA, 359 nt
Organism: Ambispora gerdemannii
Lineage: Eukaryota; Fungi; Glomeromycota; Glomeromycetes; Archaeosporales; Ambisporaceae
Source: the annotation of a GenBank genome assembly
UGCCGGUCUAUGGAAAUCUGUCAUGCAACCCUACUAUGAAAGUGAAACUACAGAGAUUGUGUCAUUAGCAAAUUUACAUGGGGAUGCCUUAGAAUACUCUGAACAAGUUCGAUGGCUACAACAAUUUGCAUCAUAUCGUAUGCUCGGAAAAGCUUGUCUACGCCAUGGCAUGGUAGAUCCCGUUGAUACCGAAUCAAAUGAUAUUAUCAUUGAAACUCGAGAUUUAAUGAAAGACGAAACAUUAGAAAAAUCAUUGAAAUUAGCUGAAGGGCUUGAUUGUGCAGAGUCGCAACACGUAAUAGAUCUUGUGAGAAAUAAAACAUGUCUUAACACUAAACAAAUGAUGCAGCUUCAAAAAC